AUGGCCGUCAAAGCCCUCAUCGCCUUCCUCUGCCUCUGUCUUGCAUGCGCUGGUGCUACAGCCCAAGACCCCCUCGCAACCGCCACACCCACGCCCACUCCAUCGCCAAUCCCAACUCCCCUCCCAGCACCCCCAACAAAAUACGGCAUGCUCCUCUUCCCAACCUUCGAAAUCCUCGACGUCUUCGGGCCCCUCGAAGUCCUCUCCUGGGUAGCCCGGCGUCACGAAAACCUGCAACUCUACCUCCUCUCCACAACGCUCGACCCCGUCUCCACAAAACCCCAAAGCGCGGCAAUGAACCCCUUCAACUCCUCCUUCUUCCCAACAAUAAACCCCACACAUACAUUCGCCGAUAAUCCAGAACUGGACGUCCUCAUCGUCCCCGGCGGUCUGGGGACCCGGGCCCCGAAUAUGGAUGCGGAACUCAACUACAUCAAAAACACAUACCCGAAUCUCCGCUACCUGAUAACCGUCUGCACGGGCUCAACGCUUGUCGCCAAAACGGGCAUCCUGGAUGGGCGGCGCGCGACGACGAACAAAGCGUCUUGGGACAGUGUCAUACGUAACGGGCCGAAUACGACGUGGGUCCGGGAGGCGCGGUGGGUUGUUGACGGGAAUAUUUGGUCAUCUUCGGGGAUUUCGGCGGGGAUUGAUGCCACGCUGGCGUUUGUGGAGAUGUGGUAUGGGAAGGAGAAUGCGACGACUAUCGCUGAGUUCAUGGAGUAUGAGUGGCAUGAUGACAGUAGUCGGGAUCCGUUUGCGGAUGUUUGGGCUGUCUAG
This is a messenger RNA of Aspergillus mulundensis, 780 nucleotides long. Its product is annotated as DJ-1/PfpI family protein. The transcript is spliced from 2 exons. NCBI's taxonomy places the organism in Eukaryota, Fungi, Ascomycota, Eurotiomycetes, Eurotiales, Aspergillaceae. The record is from RefSeq and is a predicted model, not a curated record. Bases 1 to 780 code for a protein of 259 amino acids.